This is a messenger RNA of Saccostrea echinata, 3719 nucleotides long. RefSeq lists its product as uncharacterized. The record is from RefSeq and is a predicted model, not a curated record. The transcript is spliced from 5 exons. Lineage: Eukaryota; Metazoa; Mollusca; Bivalvia; Ostreida; Ostreidae. The coding region runs from base 137 to 3367 and encodes 1076 amino acids.
AGAUAAAAUGAGAGAGUUUGAUAAGGCAAAAUCCACAUUAGCAACGUAGGUUGACUACAUUGGAACUCAACCCAGAUACAGCAAGGAAUCAGAGGGGUUUACUGCUGUAAACUUUAGGAAGGGAAUACUUGACAAAAUGGCUGAUGUGAAGGAGACAAACUUUCUAAAGCUCGUAUGGCUCUUGAUGAAAUAUGGUGCUAAAGUUUUACAGCACAGAAUUGAAUUUGAACUAAGAACACAAAAGGGGCAGAAAUUGUGUGAUUUUCUUGAGGAAAAAAAACAUGAAAUUUUUCAUUUGACAGUUUUAAAAAAAUGUUGCAAAUGCCCUGAAUUCACAGACAACAAAGGUAAACCACGUUUACCCAAAGAUGUUUUAGAACAACUGUACCAAAAUGUGGAUCAGUGCUGCUUGCCGAGAUUUAGGGGCUGCUGUUGCUGCAAGCUUUCACCUCAUACGGAUCUGAAUAUUAAUGUUACUAAAUUGGACAUAACCCUCACAAGUUGUUUGCUGAUAAAUUUUCUUAUAGAAGAUUCAGGACAGAAACAAGUUAUUGAAAACAUUCGAAAACUGAGGAACGACAAAGAGUUGUUACACAGAGGGAACGCUGAAGUGGACAAUGACAGGUUUGAGAAGCUUUGGCUGCAGUUAUCAAAUGCAAUAAAAGAAGUGGUGGAGAAGUGUGAGCCAUAUGUCUACGCAGAGAUCAAGGAGGAAGUGGACAGACUGAAAACAAGUCCUCUCUGCAAGGAAGACACCAUCUUGUCAAUAAAAGCAUGGAAAGAGAUACAGGAAGAGUCUGGCAGCCCAGUCGAUAGACAACAUAGUUAUGAACUCUACCAGAGAAUGACACAAUUUUGCUGUGAUGUAGAAAGCUUAACAACUCAACUUCAGGAAGUGAGAUUUCCAAAGACUGACCCUGAGCUGGAAAACUUGCUUUCUUACACAGAAUCACAGCUAAAGGCCCAUGAAGAGAAGAUCUAUGUAGAACCAAAGAGAGCCAUGCAACAUUGCAUUAAGCAUCUAGGAAAGCACAGAUUUAUUUGUAUAACAGGUGAGGCGGGAAGUGGAAAGACGAGCUUCGGACUUCAGCUGAUGCAGCAUAUAAUUAGGAAGAACCAGAACUGUGUAUCUAUUAUUCUAACAGAUAGUAGUCAGUGGUUUAAAUUUAUAUCUUGGAACAAAAAGUUUGUUAUUUUUAUAGAUGAUAUAAUAGGGAAGUCAAGUCUUAGUGAAAGAGAUUUUGAAGAAUGGCGUAAGGUUUUUGAUGCAAUGCAUCUUCGUGUAAGUGAUGAUAAAUUCCCUACAUUCAUUAUUUUUUCAUUUCGAAAUUGUAUUUGGGGAACAAUGAAAGAUGUGUUAAAAAAUUAUAUUUUAUUCAACAUCUCUAAGACUUCCUUUGUUGAUCUUUCAGGGUCAGAUUUUGGCAUGACCUUCAAAGAAAAGAAAUCAAUGUUGUACAGAUUUUGUAAUCUUCAUCAAAUUUCAAUUUGUAUGUCUGAGUUUGAAGAGAAUAGAUCUUUUGAAGAUUUUGGUCACAGUGCUUUAUAUCUCUGUGAGAAGACUUUGAAUCACAUUGCAAAAAUGGAGACUGUGAGUGGUUUUCCCCUUUUGUGUGAAGAAUUUUUUAACAGUCCAGAAUCAUUGAAACAAAGGUCAAAUUUUUUCACCAUCAAUUCAGCACGAAUUCAUUUUAAAAAGCUGGUUGAUGAUUUAUUAUUCAAAAGAAUGUAUUUACAGUAUGUUAUGUUAGUUUUCUUUUUCUUGGAGGUUUUAAUUGAGCAAUCAUACACUUUACAAGAAAUUAUGAAACUAAAAUCAAAGAUAAAGGAUAUUGCUAAGAAAAUAGAUUUACUUCAUCAUGUAUCACACCAGAUAAACAAAGCUACCAUUCAGGGAACCCUGUGUGAUAUGAAGAAUACUUUCAUACAAAUUAAUGAUGACAGGUACAAACUUAAGCAUAUGGUUGUUUAUGAAGCAAUUUUGCUGUCAUUUGGGGAGAGUUUUCCAUCUUCAUUUCUAGAACUUGUGAGCAAGAAUGAUGUGUUUACAUAUGUUAGGUCUCAAAAUUAUAAACCAGAAAAAUGGGAGAUCUGUGUGCAUUUAGAAGAUGACAUGACAGAGUCUCUAGCUAGAAAACUGAUAGAGAUUUAUGCUCCAAACACAUUUGAUGCCUACACAGUUGUUUACAAACACCCAUCAUUUAACGAUGAACAUUUGGUGUCUUGUUUUUUGGACAUUGCGGAGAAAGAUGUUGAAUUCGGGGCCUUUUUAGACUCUUUUGUGGCUGGGGCUUGCAGUUAUAAAAAAGAUAAGCUAGCUAGUGAAACGGUCAAAAAGUUUUCCAGCUUUUUAUCAUUUGACUUUGAAAUAUUCAAUGUAAUUUUGACCCAUGACCUCAUCGAUACUUUCAAUCAAUUUAUUGAUAAUUCUGAAUUUCGAAAAUUAUUAAUGGCUCAUCUCUUGGAAGAAAAAAUUGAUAAUAAUGGGAAUUCUUUGUACGUUGCUUCUAUAAGUGGUUCUAGGAGAUGUUUUCUUGGUAUGCUAGAUUUACUACUAUCCAGAGACGAUGAUCUAGAAACAGAUGGAGAGAGACAGUUUGUGCUUUCAAAAGAAAAAGUUGGGGGGCUAAUAUUCAGGAUUCUGUCGCAGCAUGAUGGGGCUGCAGGUACUGACUGGAGGGAGGCAUUAACAAAACUGACAGAAUUACUGCCGUCUGAAAAAGACAAGCAAACAGUUUACAUACUUAUAAUUGAGAACUCUAUUUUGUUCAGGAAGUUUGAUGUUGCACAGGAAUAUCUUCAGUUGAUAACGUCUUUCACAUCUGAUGAUGUGUUUUACUUUAUGAACACUUGCAUAAUCGUUGAUGGGGAUGAGUUUUUUAAUGUAUUAAGUAAGAAGUUGAAAGCAUUAAAGUUUGUGUUUAAUUCUAACGUACUUGCUUUAUUAGCCAUUUUUAAUGCCAGGCAUAAUGAGAACAUGGUCAUGAAGGUAUUACAUGAGUUCAAUGAUCAGUGUAACUAUACAUGUACCGACAUCGAUGGUAGUACAGUACUACAUGCAUGUGAGGAGAAUCACUUUUCUGAUGCUAAUUUGCUGUUUAUUUUACAAAGACCUGAAGGAGAGUUUAUGUUUACCUCAGUAAAUGAUAAAGGUUUGACACCUGUACAGUGUAGAGAAUCUUACAACAGUGUCAGUAUGAGGAGUCAGUGUGUAGAACUUAACCGUACAUUCAGCAUGAGGGGUGGGUGUAGAUAUUCAUCCCCCAGAGUCAGGAGUUAUCUGAGUAUGGAGAAUAUACAUCAGUACUCUCAUUCUGGUUCAGAGAGAAAAUUCAAUACGUCUCUGAGAUAUGAUUGUUUUACAUGAAAAUUGCUUGUUUUCAGUACAUAUAAUUAUUUUAUUUAUAUGUCUACUGUUGUUUUAGUUUACUUGGAAUAUUUAUGCAUGUAUUUCAAAGUGGUCAGAUGUUUGUGCAUUACGUGGGUACCUCUUACUUGUCAGAAAUUUUUUUACAUCAACCCAAAUGGAUAAAUGUGAUAUUUUUCAUUAAAAUACCAGUAUAUUUUUACGGUCGGGAAUAAGUCCCCUUGAACCUAUUACUUUUAGCAAUCAACUAAUUCUGACCACAGUAUUGUUAUAUAUUUAUCAAUCAACAGACACAUACAUUUGUUUAUAGCUUGAAUAUAAAACAUAUAAACAAAUAUUUUGUGAGUGGUGA